UUUUUCAGUAUCCCAAUCUUUUCUGAACCAGGUCUCUGUCUCCUCAAACUGGAUUGUCUCUUGUCCGAUUCUCAACUGAGCCUUAAAUUAUGUGGCGCUUGAUCGGUUGAUCUAUAAUCUACUUAAUUUUUUUGUCCUGCAAAUCAUUCUCUUGUCUCGAUUUACUUUUACCCGCUCUUCUUUGUUCUAGGGUUCCGGUUCAACGCAAAGGAAAGCAACAAGAUUGAACAGAGAAGCAGGGGGAAGAAGAAACUAGUACCACACCCUUACACGUUACUAGCGCUUAGGCCAUUGACCUAUAUUCAACAAGCAUGGCAGACAAAGGCGAGCCUGUCAAGCCUACUCGCAUUCCACACUGGCGCCUUAUCAUCGACCAAGCGAUACUUACUCAGGAAGUCAUUGAUCACCCUUACGCUGGCUCCGGUACUGAAGAUGAGCCUUUUCUCGUCACAUGGCUCCCCAAUGAUCCACGGAAUCCUAUGAAUUUCCCAGAUAGCCGAAAAUGGUUCUACACAGUAACAGUCGCCCUCGCGACCUUAGCGGUGUCGCUAGUAUCUUCUGCAUACACCGGCGGCGUGGAUCAAAUUAUGGAACAAUUCCACUGCGGUUCAGAAGUAGCCACGCUGGGAGUAUCCUUGUUCGUGGUAGGAUUCGCCAUCGGCCCGUUACUCUGGGCGCCCAUGAGUGAGCUAUAUGGGCGACAGUAUCUCUUUAUCGGCAGUUACUGUGGGUUGACAGUGUUCAACGCCGCUUGUGCAGGGUCAAAAAAUAUCUGGACACUUAUCAUCUUCCGCUUCUUCGCAGGUUCUUUUGGAUCGUCGCCGCUGACCAACGCCGGCGGAGUUAUUGCAGAUAUGUUCCCAGCCAGCCAGCGUGGUAUAGCAAUGAGCGUGUUUGCAGCUGCUCCAUUCCUAGGUCCAGUGCUUGGACCAAUUAUUGGAGGGUUCUUAGGCAUGAAGGCAGGUUGGAAGUGGGUGAUGGGGUUCCUGGCCAUCUUCUCGGGUGCUCUCUGGAUUGCUGGCUCAGUCUGUGUUCCGGAGACUUAUGCCCCUGUCCUUCUGCAGCGGCGGGCAGCAAAACUCUCUAAAGUUACCGGAAAAGUCUACCAAAGUAAGAUCGAGGUAGACCAAGGAAAGAAAACACCCAAGGAAGCUUUUCAGAUCGCCCUAUCUCGACCGUGGCUUCUACUAUUCCGUGAACCGAUUGUGCUCUUGUUGUCGAUCUAUAUGGCUAUUAUUUAUGGUACCCUCUAUAUGAUGUUUGCCGCCUUUCCCAUUGUCUACCAAGGCCAGCGAGGAUGGAACCAGGGUGUUUCUGGUCUGGCCUUCCUGGGAAUUAUGGUUGGCAUGAUUGUUGCGGUAGCCUACACACUCUGGGAUAAUAAACGUUAUGUGAACACUCAGGCACGACACAAUGGAUUCGCACCCCCCGAGGCUCGCCUGCCCCCUUGCCUGAUUGCCUCGGUUGUGAUACCAAUUGGUCUUUUCUGGUUUGCCUGGACGAAUUAUCCAUCCAUUCAUUUCAUGGCCAGUAUCGCCGCUGGUGCACCGUUCGGAUUUGGUAUGGUGCUGGUCUUCCUCAGCUUGAUGAAUUACUUGAUUGAUGCCUAUACAAUCUUUGCUGCGUCCGUGUUGGCUGCCAAUUCUGUGCUUCGUUCAAUCUUCGGUGCUGUUUUCCCGCUCUUCACCUCAUACAUGUACAAUGAUCUAGGUGUGCACUGGGCCUCUAGUAUCCCCGCAUUCCUAGCACUCGCGUGCGUCCCGUUUCCAUUUCUCUUUUAUAAAUACGGCCCAGCGAUUCGGACACGAUGCAAAUAUGCAGCGCAAUCGGACGCCUUUAUGAAGAAGUUGAUGGAACAAACUACCAAUGUUCCGGAAGAGACAGACGUUGAGAAGAAGUACGAGAACAGUGCCACGGAAGGGUCGAAAGAGGUGGAUGAUGCUCUGUCUGAGCCCACCCCAGCGAGCUCGCAACUGGAUGAUCUCCCGUCUGUCAAGUAUGACCGAAGAAAGUCUAUAGCAUCACAGGCGUCGCGCCGGUCUGCGGGAGUCAAUUCUCAGACGGUGUAUGAUGCUAAUCCGUAUGACAUUGAUCGGGUCAACACCCGCGAGUCAUUCAAAUAGAUCAUCCGCCUGUUCUUAUCUUUCACUCAUCACAGCUGAGUGUAUCAUCAUGUAUUGUGAUCCGUUGAUGGAUCCGGAACAUCCCCUUUCUGGUUACAAUACCCCUUAAAAAUACCCUAUAGAUAGUGUUUAGUUGUUUUGUAUAUAAUGUCUAUAGAAUUCACUUGAUAGAACCUGUGUAUUUGUGACUUAAACUUGCUGACGAUUCAUCUUGAAUCUGACAA
Aspergillus pseudonomiae is the source of this 2347-nucleotide messenger RNA. Its product is annotated as MFS transporter. Lineage: Eukaryota; Fungi; Ascomycota; Eurotiomycetes; Eurotiales; Aspergillaceae. The record is from RefSeq and is a predicted model, not a curated record. Gene Ontology annotation, biological process: transmembrane transport. The transcript has a single exon. Gene Ontology annotation, molecular function: transmembrane transporter activity. Bases 312 to 2123 code for a protein of 603 amino acids.